This is a messenger RNA of Durusdinium trenchii, 1398 nucleotides long. NCBI's taxonomy places the organism in Eukaryota, Dinophyceae, Suessiales, Symbiodiniaceae. The record is from the annotation of a GenBank genome assembly.
AUGCAGCGACCUUCCUCGCCGGAAGCAGCGGAGCAUGUGAGUGGUGCUGGAAGCAGCAGCAGGGCAGGCUCCGCAGGCUUGCCGCGCGGCGAUUCCCCUGAGCGAACUCAAGUGCCCUCGAAGGAGGAAUGCGACAAGCACUUCCAGCGUUCGCGGUCCUCAAAGUUAGGCCUGCCAGGCUCGCAAUUUUCUCAGCCAAUCAUGCCACCUCGAGGUCCUCGCCCAGCAACGUCUUAUCGUCACGUGCACAGGGCUCCUGGAUUCGAUUGGUCUUUGUCACCAGAGCGGGAUGCUUUGCGCCAAGUCACCAUGGGAAGUGGCAUCUCCGCCGAGAAGUACCGGACCAACGCUGAGGAGCGUGAAAGGGCUUUGGCAAGGCAUCAGCAGGCCAUGGGCAGUGGCGGCUCAGCGCGGCGGGGCGGCGACUUCACCGCGGUGGUCGCCGGCGAGGAGUUGCGCGGGCAGGUGGAAGCGAUCUUCGAGGCGAUGGCGCGUGGAGGUGGCGGCGAUGGCCUUUCGCUGGAACGGCAAAGCUACAUCGAAAUGAUUCAGGAUCUUUGUGGCACAUUGCAGGAGGCCCAUGUCCUUCUGCAGGACUACCCAGAAGACUCACAGAUUCGCGUGAAAGACUUCUUGGAUAUCCUCUUCACCUCCGAGGUACACAAAGCCGAAAGCCGUGUGAGAGAAGGGAGGGAUGUGAAGGAGCCUUCAAGAUUUGAGGCGCAGAAUGAGGAGCCGAGCUCGUCCAGCAAUGGAAAGGAGGUUAAGGUGCGGAAGGAACAACUGAGCAGGCCAAAGGAAGCUCAAAAAGAGACCAAGGAGCAGCGGACCGAAGCCGAGACCGGCGCCUCCGAAGCCGAGGCCAGUCUGAAAGAUUAUUUUGAGAAAAACUACAAGCAAGGCCGUUUGUUCGAUCAUGAAGAGUACCGGCAUGACCCGAAAGACUGGUGCUGGCUCCACACCAGACUGGAUGUGAAGGUCUGGCAGGAUGCCCUUGACUUGACUCAAGCCGACGAUGCCAGCGAUGUGCAAUGUUUGUUCCACUACACCAACGAGCUUGGCUUUAAAAAUAUUACGGAUUUGAGGAAGACGGCAGUGGAACUCUUCGCUUCUCUGAUAACGACCGGUGAGAAGGCCAACGCUUGGUGGGGGGCAGGAGUUUACUCCGUACAGAAGCCCCCAGAUGAGUGGCCCAAUCUCGAAAGACUGCUAGAUAACAACUAUAGGAGGAUGCUCAAGCGCGACAUUGACUUGAAGGGUCGUGAGGCAGCUGUGAAGGAAUACAGAUCGCGGGUGUCCUUCUGCAUCCCCAUCCUCGUCAACGCAUCCAUGGCCUAUGAUGUGUCGAAGAGACGAACGCCUGAAAUGGUCAAGCAGGCAAAGUGGAGGGGAAUUUAG